This is a messenger RNA of Ixodes scapularis (black-legged tick), 650 nucleotides long. RefSeq names its product adult-specific rigid cuticular protein 15.7-like. NCBI's taxonomy places the organism in Eukaryota, Metazoa, Arthropoda, Arachnida, Ixodida, Ixodidae. The transcript is spliced from 4 exons. Gene Ontology annotation, cellular component: chitin-based extracellular matrix. The record is from RefSeq and is a predicted model, not a curated record. The coding region runs from base 55 to 483 and encodes 142 amino acids. Gene Ontology annotation, molecular function: structural constituent of chitin-based larval cuticle.
GCCUUUUAGACGUUUCCUUUCCGUACGUGCUUUCAGACUCUCAGCGUAGAAGCAAUGAUCGCAAAGACGUGCAUCGUAGUCGUUCUGGCUGCUGCCGCCAGUGCUGGUGGGCUGGGUUACGGCGGGCACGGUGGCCACAGCGUGCAGCACAGAAAACAAGACGACCAUGGCAACUUUAACUUCGGCUACAACAUCGUAAACGGCUACGGUGCCACCAACGGACGCCACGAGUCCGGCUCGGCGUACGGCGGAGUGCGGGGCGCCUACUACCUGGCCGACGUGGACGGACGCAGCCGGCGCGUCGAGUACGUGGCAGACAAGCUUGGCUUCCGAGCCGUCAUCAAGACCAACGAGCCCGGCACCAAGAGCAGCCUGCCCGCGGCAGCGCCGUACAUCUCGGCCCACGGCAAGGCUGUCGGAGCCUUCGGACACGGUGGUGGCUACGGCCACGGCGGCUAUGGCGGACACGGCUUCUACGGCUAACCGCUCGGUCUACCAGGAUUGCUUUUUGUGAAAAUAUGAGCGCAGGUGACUGGCAAGGGGGCUUCAGGACAGCUCUGCUUCCUCGUCUUACUCGUCCUCUGCAUUGCCUACCCAGGCUGCUCUCCGUCGCCCAAGUGUGCCAUCUGUCUUCGUGCUGUGUCGUCAGC